CUGGAGCCUCCUGCUCCUCCGCCCCUCUGCGUCUCCGUCAGUCCGCCGUUCGCUCGCUGUCUGUCGGCUAACCGUUAGCUUCAGCUCCGCUCACACACGACGCGACGAUGGCGGACGCGGCCCGGGACCCGCAGCAGGAUGACACCGGCCUCCUGGAGCUGGAGGACGGGGAGGACCUGUUCCCGGAGCCGGGGCCGGGGCCGGCCCUGGAGGAGUCGGGUCCGGCCAGUCUGACCACAGAGGACCUCAGCACCAACGCCAACGGACCCAAACAGGCCUCGCUGUUCGACGACGACCCCGACGACCUGUUCGCAGAGGCCACAGAGGAGGUUUCGUUGGACAGUCCGGACAGAGACGUCCUGUUGUCCGAUGGCCCGUCGCCCGCCAUCACCCCCAUGACCCCGCCCACCUCCGUCAUCACGCCUCGCAUCGGCCACGCCCACGACGACAUGUUCACGCACUCGUCCUUCGAUGAGAUCGAGGAGGAGGACGGUGGAGAUUCGUUCGACAUACACAUAUCAGUGUCCGAUCCAGAGAAAGUCGGUGACGGCAUGAACGCGUACAUGGCGUACAAAGUGACCACCAAGACCUCCAUGUCUCUGUUCAAACUGAGGGAGUUCUCGGUCAGACGUCGUUUCAGUGACUUCCUGGGUCUGCACAGUAAACUGGCAUCCAAGUACCUGCACAUCGGAUACAUCGUCCCCCCCGCCCCAGAGAAGAGCAUUGUGGGGAUGACCAAGGUGAAGGUGGGGAAGGAGGACCAGUCGUCCAAUGAGUUUGUGGAGAAGAGGAGGUCGGCUCUGGAGAGAUAUCUGAUGAGGACGGUCAAACACCCGAUCCUGCUGAAGGAUCCAGACGUCCUGCAGUUCCUGGAGAGUUCAGAGUUGCCACGGGCGGUCAGUACUCAGGCUCUUAGCAGUGCUGGACUCCUGCGGAUGGUCAACAAGGCCGCAGACGCCGUCAACAAGAUGACCAUCAAGAUGAACGAGUCCGACGCCUGGUUCGAGGAGAAGCAGCAGCAUUUUGAGAACCUGGACGUCCAGCUGAGGAAACUUCACGCCAGUGUGGAGUCGCUGGUCCUUCACAGGAAAGAACUGUCCAUGAACAUGGCGUCGUUCGCUAAGUCGGCGGCCAUGUUGGGGAACAGCGAGGACCACACGGCGUUGUCCCGAGCUUUGUCUCAACUGGCCGAGGUGGAGGAGAAGAUCGACCAGCUGCAGCAGGACCAGGCCAACGCAGACUUCUACUUCCUGUCCGAGCUGCUGGGAGACUACGUCCGCCUCAUCACCGCCGUCAAGGGCGUGUUCGACCAGCGUAUGAAGACGUGGCAGAAGUGGCAGGACAGUCAGAUGAUGCUGCAGAAGAAACGAGAGGCUGAAGCCAAACUGCAGUUCAACAACAAACCAGACAAACUGCAGCAGGCCAAGGACGAGAUCAAAGAGGAGAUUGAGGAGUUGGAGAUGAAAGUUCAACAGGGAGAACGAGACUUCGAACAGAUUUCCAAAACCAUCCGCAAAGAAGUCGGCAGGUUUGAGAAGGAGCGGGUGAAGGACUUUAAAUCCACUGUCAUUCAGUACCUGGAGACGCUGCUUCAGACACAACAGCAGAUGAUAAAGUACUGGGAGGCCUUUUUACCCGAGGCCAAGGCCAUCUCAUAGACUCCACCCACUGCGCUCCAACUACACUACCCAUAAUGCACCUGUCCGCCUCCUGUGUUCAUGCAAAGACGUGACGAGCCGCCGAUCAGCUCCAGUGACUUUUCUGCAGUGAUUCAAAGACUUGUAGCCUUGAACUCAUCAUCUUAUAACGACCACGACGCCGUGCUGCGUUCGAGUCCCGUAGGAACAUCUGGGCUCAUGGCACCCAUUUAAGCUCUGUGUACGAUCUGGAUAAACUGGAAGCCGGUGUGUCCUACAGGACUUAAACGCAGCACGAGCCUGGUGAUGGUUUCGAUCUUUUUUCUACUUCACAGAUUUUUAUUUUAAUGCACUUUGUUUGAUUAUUUCAGAUUUUUUUAUUUUGGGUGGAGGGCGAACUGGGACGUGGGCGGAGCCACUCACAAGGCUUUACUUUUAUUUAUAAACCGUCACUGAAAGAGACGCUUUAAUUUAAUGUCUUUAAACACUUUUAUUUCCCGUCGGUUUGGCGUCUGAGUGUACGGAAGCACAUUACAGCCAAGAGUAAACUACGGAAAUUUAAAAAUAAAUCAGAAAGUUAGUUCAUUUUUAAAUGUGAUACGUGGAUAUUUAUUAAAACACAACCAGAACAAAUUUAUUGGCUAUAAACAGAAACAAAUGAGGGAAAAUAAAUUAAAAAAUUGACAAAAAAUAAGAAAAAAUUGAAGUCAGUAAUACUUUCAUGAUGAUUUAUUUUAUCAUUUCGGGGUUUUUUUGGCAUGUAAGGGCUUCCAUACACACACCUUUAAAGACUACAUUACCCACGAGCCCCCGGCUGUGGCUACAGAAACUAUUAAAUGCUCCUUUUUUUUUUUUUUUUUUAUCCACUGUUUUCUACCAAACUGUAACUGCGCCGUUGGCUCCAGUGGAACACCGUACCGCUCUCUGAUUGGACGUCUGUAGCAGCAGUGCACUCUGGGAGUCGUAGUCCAGUUGUCCUCUGGGGGCUCAUUAAUGAAGACAGGACAGUUGUUUGUCUUCGUUGUGUUUAAUGACGCUAACAGAAGGUAAAUAUGGAAGCUGUUAUUGUUUUAAUGCUGUUAUUUACAGAUUUAUGGGUUUAACGUAAAAAUAAAAAAAAAACAGAUUCACUGAAAUAAUGAUUUAAUUAAAGUCCAGUUUAAUGAAGUUACUGAUCUGAUAAAUGUUACAAAUAAUACAUAGAAUUAAUUCUUUUAUCUUGACCUGCUCAAGUACAAUUUCUGAAAAUAAAGAAAUAAAUUCAUCAGUUUUCACGAGAAAAUAAGCUUUAUUAUAUGAAUGUAAUGAAAUAUUUGUCAGAUUUCAGCAGAAAAUGAGCUUUGACGUCUCGAUGAUGAGAUAAUUAACGAGUUACCUCGAGAAAAUGACCAAAUAAUCAGUGUUCUUUGUGAAAACAAGCUUCGUUACUGUGAAAUAAUUUAAUAUUUAACCUGUUUUCAUGAUUUAAUAUAGAUUUGCAUGUGAAUAAAAUCUGGUUCCUCAAGAUAAAUUCACUCAGAAUUCAACAUUUUUCACAAGUUCUUAUAAGAAAAACUUUUUUCCUGGAGAUAUUGAACAAAAAAAUUAACUAUUGAGAGAAAGCAACAAAAACAACAAAAAAUUAACAUUGCCUUAAAAAAAAAAGGUAUAUGUUGACAUAAUAUUUUAUUACAAAACACAACUUGUUGUCAGCAAAUAAUGAAAUAAUCUGUGAUUUAAGACGACGAAUGAAAUAAUUGAUCAGUUUUAACAUGAAAACAGUGUUAAUAAUGUUGUUAAUAAUCAAAUAAUUUCCCUCUCCUUUAUUGUUAUUUUACAGUAGCACAGCCAAGUUUAAGGGACGCUCCAUCAGGUCAACAUAAUAAAAGGAAAUGUAUGUGGAAAAAAUAUGAAGUCUAUAAUAUAAAAUCAUGUCCAGUUUAUAUAUUAAUACUUCACAUGUAGAUUUAUAAUCACAUACUGCAGUCUAUAGGUAUAUAAAUAAUCACAUAAAAACAUACUUUAUCAUUGUGAAAAUAUAAAUUUACCUCCUGUUAUAACAGUACGGAAGAGGACUAGGGCCACUGGAAAAAUAAAUUUAAUUAUUUUUUUAUUAUUAGUCUGAGAAAAAAAAGUCAGAAUUCUGAGAAAAAAGUCAAAAUUUUAAGAAAAAAGUCAGAAUUCUGAGUAUAAAUCAAUUCUGAGAAAAAAAAGUCAGAAUUCUGAGUUUAAAGGCAGAAUUUGGACUUUAAUUAAUAAUAAUAACAUAUGUAUUGGAUCUUAAUUUUUUUUCCAGUGGCCCUAAUCGUCUUCCGUAAAACAGUCUUUGACGUUGACAGAAGGAAAUAAUGAACUAGAUUUGAUGAAAUGUCAUAAAUACUUUUUUUUUUUUUUUUGAAAUAAUGAGCUAAAUGAAGCUGUUAUAACGAGAAAAUGAUCAAAACUAUUAAUAAAAUACUGAAAUGAUUGGCCUUAAAUUGAAUAAAAUCAGCUGUAUUUUCAAUUUCAUGAAAUUAUGACCCAUUUUUUUCUGUAAAUAACGUCAUUAAAUGAUCCGGUUUCCGUCGAUAAUGGACUAAAAUCUGUAAAAUCCGAUUUUAUUUCCGGAACGUGAACCUGACCUGGAGUCGGUGACCUCAUCCUCACUUUUAUUUCAGUUUUUGAGGUUUUUUUUUCCUGUUUUGUUUCGUGUCGGUUUCGCCACUUCCUGUGACGCCUUUCAAAACAAAAGCCUCUGUUUGUUGCUGAAUGACCGUCAGUGAAGGCAACACUUCCUGUUUCCUGUUUGAGUCGAUGACAGAAGAAGAAGAAACUGGACUCGGUUCAUUCUGUGACGCUUUGACGAUCUUUAGGUUCGUCUCAGUUUGUGUCGUCGUCGGUUUCAUGACCCGCUGUUGAAUCCAAAGCCUCCGAUUAAAAAUAGUUGAUUUCAGAUGACGAUGCAUUCAAUGACCCUGUGUUAUCGUCAUUUCUUCAGGUUCUGGUUUAUUGGUUCAAUAAACGAUUUCUUUUAGUGUUUUUGUGUCAACAUGAAAAAAGUCAAACCUUUAUUCAAACUAUUCACUGAAUGUGUGCGAUAAAAACAAGGAAAAAAGCAUGAAUAAAAACAAUUAAAGUAAAAUAAAUCACAGAUUACGACGAACAAACACAAAUUUGGAUUUUCCCAGUUUUUGCUCAAACUACACAAUAAGAGAACAUUAAUAAACAUUAAUUAAAGGUUCAAUUAGUGACAUUUAGGAAGGUUUAAUUAUUUAAAAAAAAAAAAAAAACAACAGUAUUUUAUUAGUGUAGAAUAAACCAAGACAGAUUUAUUUCUGUUUUUACAUUUGGACGAUAAUUUAAAAAAACAAACAAACAUGUAAAAUGAAAAACUGUCUUUUCGCUGUAAUCUGCAGAUUGACCACCAGAUGUCACUAAAUAUCACAAACUGAGCCUUUACCGCAGUAAUAAACAUUAACUCAUGUUAGUUAACUGUUAAUACGUCAUUUACUCAUGUGUUCAUGUUCUAGUAUUUACAUUAUUUACAUUUUCAGAUUUAAUUUAUUCAAAGGAUGUUAUUAUCUUUAGUUUAUCAUUAGUUAACAGUUUAUUAAGUGUUAGUUAAUGUUUAUCAUUGCACUAAUUAAUGUUAGUUAAAGGCUCAGUGUGUAAACUGUUGGAAAAUUUAGGGGUUUUUUUGCUAAUUGCGCUAGUCAUUAACUGCUAACCCUAAACCUAACCCCUAACUGCUAAUUGCGCUAGCCGCUAAUUGCGCUAACCCUAAACAUAAUCCUAAUCCCUAACCCCUAAUCGCGUUAACCCUAAACCUAAGCCCUAACCGCUAAUUGCACUAGCCGCUAAUUACACUAACCCUAACUGCUAAUUACGCUAACCGUUAGCCAUAACCCCAACUGCUAAUUACACUAACAGCUAACCCUAAACACAACCCUAACCACUAAUCGCACUAACCCUAACGGCUAAUCGCGCUAGCCUCUAAUCGCGUGUCAUUUUCCACGGCAUAAACAUACACGCUGAAAGCUUAUAAUGCGUACGAUAAUGCGCCACUUUUGAGCAGUGCAUUAUCUGUACACAAUUUAUGAUAUUAUGCUGCUACUUAACUUCUUUUUCAUCCUUUCUUUUAUUUUUCGUAUUAAACCAGGCGACAUCUGAUGCUAACGUUCAUUACUGUCAGAGUUUCAACCAAAUUAAAAUCCCUUUAAUUAAAAACCAAACAAACACUGACAUUGUCUGUAAGUGACGACAGAGUGGUGCAGUUCGCAUUUCCGCCACUAGGGGGUCACUAAACACGACACAUUAUAAAGUUUUACUGAUGAUGUUCGACACUUUAUAUGAUUUUAACCAUUUCUUCUGUUAUUCCGACAAAACAGAACCAAAGGAAAGUAACAUUAUCGUUCUGUUUCCUUGAAGAAAAGUCGCAGUUGUUACUGAGUCAGAUCGGAAUCAUACAACAAGUUUUACGAAUUUCACAGAAGAAACACUUACUAAAGGGUUCAUCCUUAUUUUUUUCGCGUUUGUGUCGUUGCUGCUGAAUGAACCGAGGUGCCGUCGUUUCCUCUUCCUUCGUUCUUGGUUUGAGUUCGAACAGAUGAAGGUGGUUUGUGAUUGGUCCGUCCGUCCGUCCGUCCAGAGAUCAGCCUCGGACUGUGAACGUUUUUUUUGUGGCUGUUUCUUCUGGUGUUGAUUUAAAACCGAAGUUGUUGAAUUUAAAGCACAUUUUUAUUUAUGUGAAUCGUAUUCGUUGUUUGUUUCAUUAAUCUUUUUUUUCUUUUCCUGAUUUAACUGGAAUUCUUUUCGAUUGUUUGUGUUCAACCUCGUCCUUUCAGUCUUAAUCAUUUAACGCUGAGUUGAUUGUCUGUUUUGUUUUUUUUUGCUUGAUGAAUUGCGACGUUCAGGAGUUUGGGGUUGAUUUAAUUUUUUAUUUUUGCAGAUGAUGAAAUGCUUUAUCUGAACUGAAGAUUUUUUUUAACUCUUGGUUUGAUGCGACAUUCCUGAAAGAGGACGUUUGAGUACUUGAAUGAAAAAUAAAGGAAUGUAUCUGA
Messenger RNA from Sphaeramia orbicularis (orbiculate cardinalfish), 6655 nucleotides. It is a transcript of the gene snx2, whose product is annotated as sorting nexin 2. The transcript has 16 exons. Lineage: Eukaryota; Metazoa; Chordata; Actinopteri; Kurtiformes; Apogonidae. Bases 108 to 1658 code for a protein of 516 amino acids. Gene Ontology annotation, cellular component: endosome; endosome membrane. Gene Ontology annotation, molecular function: phosphatidylinositol binding. Gene Ontology annotation, biological process: early endosome to Golgi transport. The record is from RefSeq and is a predicted model, not a curated record.